Astrephomene gubernaculifera is the source of this 6779-nucleotide messenger RNA. Lineage: Eukaryota; Viridiplantae; Chlorophyta; Chlorophyceae; Chlamydomonadales; Astrephomenaceae. The record is from the annotation of a GenBank genome assembly.
UGACCUGUCUAUUUCGCACCAAAAGUGGAUUCAGUCGUUGGGUGCGACUUUCCUCCUUCUAGACCCCACUUUUGCUCUUAAUAAUUGUAACAUAUUGUGCACUUCGUAUUAGAAUGUCCAUAGAAGAAUUCGCCAAAGUUGGCGUUGGCAAUGUCAGCAGGCUAUCGCCUUGCUCGGUUCAAUGGACUUGCUUUUGCCUAUAAUUGGUAAACAACUUUCUACCGUUGCUUGUAUACUGGUCUGGAUGGUAGCGUAGUGAUGGUAAAUCAGUGUCAAUGCCACCUCCUAGUUCUGUCGGGCACCUGGCCUUGGCUAGGUUCUAUGUUCCUUCGGGCCUACCCUUCAAUGCACAUUUUCUUAAGACGGAAUCUCGCCAAAAGGCAACGGAGGUUACCAGCAGCUGGAGCGGAUGGGCAACGAGCAUGCAUGCCACAGGUCUAGGCUGCGUGGCGUUGGAAGCGCGCUUCCUCAAGUGUUUCAGGUGUGCAUUCGGAUAUAGAGGGCAUUUCUGUGCCCCCAAGAUGCGGGCACUCCCCCGCCCACCGGCCACAUGCUCGGCCAGGGCUGACUGCUGCGGCCCCAACAUGGCUGGCGCCAUAGGUUCCCAGGGGGCCUUAAUCGACUGUUACGUUGUGCCCGGAACGUAUGUGCCCACAAGUUGCCCCACACUUUUCUGGAGGUUGCAUCCACAACGUCCACAUGCGUUCUGGUUGCACUGGGGCGCAUGCACACGUACCACCGGGCGCAUGCACACGUACCACCAAUCCUGCACACAUGUAGUACAUGACGGAGCAGCAUAGAAGACAAGCGGCGCCCAAGGCCCACGUACACUGUCGAAACACCUAAAGAUUGUGAUCACGACAGCCCCCGGGAAGACAAACUAAGAGCACACGCAGACGUUCGCCACCAACACCUCGUGCAAUGUGUCAGGUAUGGGACGUACAGUACACUGUAGGAACAUCUAGAGAGGUCACCCACAACUUUCCUUUUGCAUACCGGUACACAUGCUUCACAAACACACGAUGCGGCUACCCCUGCUGAUACCUUCCCCUGCCUGCCGUUAUAUACCUUCCCCCGUCUCCAACGCCAUCAGCAGCCCUGACGGCGCCGGUACCCCUGCGAUGUACAUUUCACGACACGGAGCGCGAUCGCCUUGGCGAUCGUACGACCCAUGGGUCGGGAGCUGCAUUUUGGGCGGCAUACAGCCUUGGAUAGCAAGAUAAUAGUUGAGUAUUCCUAGAAAUGCAGCACCUACGGGAUCUGACUUCUGGUGUUAGUUUGCUUAGUGACGUCAGCCGCUAUCAAGAGGAUUCAUGCCGCAUGCCUGAACCCUUCACCGUCUUACAUCCAGGAAAUCAACCUUUCAAGUGAUAUAGCGGCUCCCCCUUCGAUCUACUGUACAAGCUUACGCUCACUUUGCAACAAUGGAUACAUGCUAAGGGUGCAACGUUGAAACCAAGUAGCCUCCCACCACGCCUGAGAGAUUGUCAAAGCACAUCAGAUUCCUUACAAUAGGGCGGUAGGUCAGAUAGCAAAAUGGUCCGGAGAAUGCGGACAGCUCACACGGCUCUUCAGCAAGAGCCUCAGCGAAAGCGCUCAGCCAGACAGUUCCAAUAAUGACUCACAGCCCCCACCAGCAAAGAAGCAGGUGACUGGUGCAGCCGCGACCCGCGCAGCAGCAGCCGCAGCAGCGUCCCAGCCCGGCACUUCCGCUGCAACAACGUUAGCAGCUAAGGCGGCAGGAGCAGGUCCUUCUUCGCGCCCGGAUCGAGCGCUACGCAGCAAAGGCCCGGCUCCUCCUCCUUCACCGCUUCCCUCAAGGUCUCCAGCAGCUGCAAAAGAGCCUGCCAACAGCGAUCAUCGGCAACAACAAAAGCAACAAGAGAAGCAGCAGCAGCAGCCUCACGCUCUGCGCAGCCUUCCGAGCAGGGCCGCUCACAAUGGCCUUGCUCCAGCUGCGGCAUCUGGACCUUCUGGGUCCGCAGCCGCAGCAGCAGCUGCUGGUGCGCCUCCAAAAGCAGCGCAGAAAUGUAAAAGAGCCGAAGACCAGGCGCCACAAAAUGCGCCGGGCAGCAAAAGCGCGCGCGGAGGCGAGCACCUUUAGGCGGCUACGGAGCAGCCAACAGCAGUAACACGAACAGCCACAACAACAGCAAGCGAGCGGAGGAGGAGAUGAGCUAAUCGGUUUGGAGCUUGCGGAACUGUACGGCGCAAAAUCGUACGACAAGCAAAACGGGAAGGCUUUCGUCAAGGCGCGCGAUCCCUCGCGCCCCGGGCACUUGCUCAUCGCCACGGCGGCUGACCGGCGGCGCAGCUACUGCCAGCCGGAGGAGGCCGUACGGCGCUGGCUGCUGCCGGGGCAGCUGAAACCGGAGGGGGAGGAGGAGGAGGAGAGCGGGGAGGAGGAGGAGGAAGAGAGCGGGGAGGAUAGCGGGGAGCCAGGAGGAGGAGGCGGAUGAGGAGGAGGGCGAGGAAAGUAAGGAAGAGGAGGGAGGAGGUGCAGCAUCGUCGUCACAGGAGGAGGAGGAGGAGGAGGAGGAGGAGGAGGAGGAGGAGGAGGAGGAGGAGGAGGACGAGGACGAGGAGGAGGAAGAGGACGAGGAAGAGGAAGAGGAAGAGGAAGAGGAAGAGGAGCAGCAGCAGCAGCAGCCGAAGGAGGCUGCGGACGGUAGGCACGCUCCACCCGUUGCGCCCAGGCAGCCCAACCCAACAAGUCAGGCAGGGCGUCCGGCGCCGCCGCGGCGGCCGCUCUGUCCCGCCGCGCCCACGCCCCCACGGCAGCGGCGGGGGCCCCUCAGCAGCAGCAGCAGCAGCCCCGCACGGGCCCAGCUAGGGUCACACGGCGCACGGCAGCAGCAGCAGCAGCAGCAGCUGACGGCGCCGGCCCCUCCUCCGCCGCUCCAAGCGGCACUCGUCACGCCCGUGACGGUGGCGGCGGUGACGGCGGCGGCGGCGGCAGUGGCGACCGCCGGGGCGCUCCUACUGCGGCGGCAGCGCAUCACAGCACUCCUGCUUGCGGCGCUGGGCCCUCCACCGCACCUGCCGCCGGCCCCCUGGCUGACGCCAUCGCCGCUGCCAAGUCCAUAAAGCUGGUUCGCGGCCGCACCCGGCGGGAGGAUGUGGAGGAGUUGAUUGGGGAGGCUGUGAAUGUCCUUGGCUGGGUUUUCGACGACCCCUCAACCACCUUCCGGGGCGAAGUCACUGCACCGGAUGAGACCCAUAAGAACUGCGUCGUCAUGGAUUUCGAGGGGGACGAGCAAAAGUACCGGUACUUCUUUCCGGUGGAGCAAGUGCGGCUGUGGCUGGCGGACACACAGCCCCGGCCCGCCGCCGCCGCCACCGAUGACGCCGCGGAGGCCAGCGGCGGAGGCGGUACCUGCUGCAGCAAGCAACCCAGCAACCGCGGCAGCAGCCGCCGCACCGAGCCAGCCGAGCGCGUCGAGGUGCCGACACCGCAGCCGAUGCUGCAGCACCAGCCAACGGCGCAUCGCCAGCGGCAGGAGGGGCAGCGGCCCGGGGGCACACGGAGGGCGGCGCGGCGUCGGCGGCGGUGGCAGCGGGACCCAGCAGCCGUCCACGUAGGGGCCAGGCCCCUGCUGCGGAAGCUGCCGUACCCACGGGAGCUGCUGCAGCGCCGGAACCUGCAGCGGCGGCGGCGGCGGCGGCAGCCCCCGCAGCUCCCGCGGCGGUUCUGCUGCUGAAGGGCAGCAUGUCGAGGGUGGAGGAGCAGCAGCGGCCGACACCGCCGCCGCAGCGACCGAGGGCACGGCGGCUGGGCGGCGGAGCAGCCGAACCCGCGGCAAGGACAGGGAGGCUGCGGCUGCGGCGCCGACGGCGCUGGUUCAGACCCGGGAGCUUCAGGCCGCAGGUGACGGCACGACGGCUGCGGCCGCCGGCGGCAGUCGGUACAGCACCCGAGCGCGGAAGAGCCAGCAGAAAGGCGCGGCGCCGACGGCGGCGGCGCCGCAGCCCCCGCCGACGGGACCAAGUGGAGCGGCACCGGUAAAGGGUACGACAGGCCCGUCGGCGGCGGCCGCAGAGGGUGGUGUACGACAGCAGCAGCAGCGGCGUCGCGGCCGUGGAGCCGCGGAGGUAACGAAUGCGGCGGAGGUGCUGGCAUCGCUGCCGUCAGGGGGCGCGGGAGGCGCGGGUAGCGCUGAAGGCGGCGUCACAGGUGACGGCGCUCCUGCUGUCACGGGCGUGGAUGCAGGCCCCUCGGCGCCGCCGCAGGCGGUGACCGGUACGGCACCGGAGGCAGCGGCGCCGCCGGCAGCUGCAUCCGUCCCAGGUACGGCACUGGGGCUACAGUCUUCAGCAGCGGCUGCUGGCGCUGCUGGCGGCGGCGGUGGCGGCGACGGCGGCGCGGUCGAGGCCCCAACGGCAGCGCCUCCGCCUCCGCCACCUGUCGGUCUGCAAAUCAUGGCAACGCUGGCGGAAGUGACAGCGCAUGCGGAGGCAGACGUGGACGCAGGCGGCGGCGGCGCUGGGCCAAGCCAAGUGGGCGGCGGCCAUGCGAUUGAUCCGCUGAAGGCGUUAGCGCAGGUGGGACGUAGCGGCCAGCACAUUCGACCGCAUGUGCCUAAACCGGAUGAGGACGACGACGAUGAGGAGGACGAGGAUUACGAAGUGUCUGUUUCAGAGGACGAGGAGGAGUCGGAGAGCGAGAGCGAGCUGUAUAGCGAGAGUGGCACUGACGGCCCCGAUGAUGAUGACGCCGCGACAGCGGCGCCGCUGCUUCAGCUGAUGGCCGCCGCCGCUGCCGCCUUGCCGCCGGCCGGUGAGGCAGGCCCCAGCGGUGCUGCUGUAGGGGCUGCUGCUGGCGCUGACGUCGAUGCGGCCGGUGGCAGCGACGAGGUGGCAGAGGACGCGGUCCUGAUGGCGACGGGUGCCGCCGCUGCACUGGCGAAGGCGGAGGCGGCUGUACAGGGGGAAAGGCUUCCUGAGCCGCUGCCGGCGUCGCCGCCGCGAGACGUAGAGGCAGCGGAUGCGGUGGCAGGUCGCUCCGCCAGCAGCGGCCAGUACGGCAUACAAAGUGCAGGCCGAGUGCGGAUCGUCCAGGCGCUGCCGGCAGCGGCAGGGGGGCCGUCAAACCCGCCGGAGGCGGCACCGCCGGCGGGCCUUAACCGUAUAGGGCAGCUGGCGGAGGCAGCAGCGGCGGCGCAACCCGAUACGAAUGCCACGGGCGCUGGCGGUGGCGAUGCUGCCGAAACAGAUGAUGAUGACGCCAACUCCGAAAGGACUGAGGCUGGCGACGCUGCGGCGGCUGAGCCCAUACUGCAGCUCAAGAACGCCACGGCAGCGGUGGCGGAGGCGGGUUAGUGGGCGGUGGAUCAGCCGCAGGCCAUCCUGUCGGCAGUGGCGAUGGGUGCUGGAGCGCGGCCGUCGGGCAAUGAUGCCGACAGCGGCGGCGGUGAUGGUGGUGGUUCAUCGGGCGUUGCUGCUCUGCCUGUUGAUGCAGCUGAUCCUGCUGACGUGGCGCGCGCCGCCAUGCAGCUGUCGGGCGCCACGGCAGCGCUGGCGGAGGCGGAGGAUGCCGUACACGGGGAGGCAUUGCCGACGCCGUCACCUGCUGGCGGCGGCGGAAGUGGCAGCGGCUCAAAGUCCCGACGCCGUUCGUUGGGUCAUACCCGUAGCUCUGGAGACCCCGGUAGGACAGGUGGCGAUACAAUGGGCAGUGAUGCUGCUGAUGCACCGGUAGCGAUCAGCGGCGCCGCCGCCUCUGGAGGCGGAGAGGGCGGCGGUGGUGAAGGCGGCGCUGCCAACGCUUCGCAGGACGAAGGCGUUUCGCCACCACCAGUGGCGGUGCAAAGUGCCAGCGGGGCGGUUUCUGGCCAUGAUGAAAUGCGGGCUGCAGACAAUGGGGAGAAUUCCGGCGCAGCGGGAACAGUGGCACCGCCGCCUCAUUUGACUGGAGGCGGUGCAUCAGAGGCAGCAGUUGCUGCCGCUGAGCUUUGCGCAGCGGCGAGUCGCGCCGCCGCCGCGGCUCCGUACGGCUCUGCUGGCAGCGCACUCGGCUUGGGAGUGGUGGGGUCUGGUGUCCCUGGUGGUGCUGGCGGCGGCGACGACGUGUCGUACGACAGGCGGCUAGACAACGACGCGCCGCCGGACGCGGCAGCUGCGGAGCACGAGGGCCGCGAGAUUGCUUCACUGAGUCGUACUCUCAGUGGCCACCAGCCGCCGCCCGUCGUGCUUCCGGUCGAUGCCGAUGCUGCUGGCGGCAGCACCAUUGGCGCCGGCGGCUUCUCGCUGGUGCCACCGCCGCCACUGUCUUCGUCGGUCUUUGACGACCUGCCGCAGGAGGAGGAAGCGCUGCGCUACGGUCGGGGCUCCGCUGAUUUGCCUGGUUUGGAGGAAGGGCUGGGGUACGCUGGGGUUUAGGGCCCAGGCUGCCAGGGUUUAGGGUUUCCGGGCUGAAGGUCCUUGGGGUAAGCCAUGCCAUGAGGGCGGCGCGAGAAGUCCAUGCAUGCGUUUUAAACUUUUAAUGUGGACUGGGCGGCAGGGCACGGAUCCGAGGUUGUGUUGAGCACAAGGGGGUUUUCGACAUGGGGCCAGGCCUUUGGUGUGUGGCAUUAUGGAUGGCAGGAUGGGUGUUGCGGUUGGUCACGCACAUGCUUGGAAAGGGUGGUGUGCUUGUGUGGCUGUGUGUGAUGGUUUGAUAAAAAGGGUUGGUCAGGGCACAAGUGUGCGGACUGGGGUUGUGGCACGGUGUGGACUGGCAGGUUAGCGGUAUGGCUUGGUGGCUAGGUCCUCGGCAUGCAAGUGCAUGCACACUAGCAGGC